AUGCCGAGCUUAGGAGGCCUGUUGAAGAAGCGGCGUACAAAGGACUCGCAGACCUUGUCCAAGGAGCUGCCCACAACUAAUACUGACAGUUCCGAUCAUUCGUCUUCCAACCCGGACUCUACCCCGGCGAAGGUUGAAGGACAAGGCGCCCCCAUGCAAUCCGCCGUGACAUCGCAAGGAUCCCAGCACCAGGCCCAAUCCUCCAACAAUGCCGCCAGCAUCAACAACCUCAUAAAUAGCCCGGCCAAUGCCGGCUCGAGUACUCAGUCCCCCGCCCAGAAUGCGAAUGCGACACCCAAUGCGCAACAGCCCCGCCAGGAGCGCACCACCAGGGGCAAGUAUUCACAGGAGGACUUUCAGCUGCAGCGCACAUUGGGAACUGGUAGCUUCGGUCGCGUCCAUUUAGUUCAGUCCAAGCAUAAUCAUCGCUUCUAUGCCAUGAAGGUGCUGAAGAAGGCCCAGGUGGUCAAAAUGAAGCAGAUCGAGCACACCAACGAUGAGCGACGAAUGCUCAAUCGCGUUCGUCAUCCGUUCUUGGUGACUCUAUGGGGAACCUGGCAGGAUUCCCGAAAUCUGUAUAUGGUCAUGGACUUUGUGGAGGGUGGUGAGCUGUUUAGCUUGCUACGAAAAUCACAACGCUUUCCAAACCCAGUUGCCAAGUUUUAUGCCGCGGAAGUAACUUUGGCUCUGGAAUAUCUGCAUCAACACCAGAUUAUUUAUCGUGAUCUCAAACCAGAAAAUCUUCUCCUGGAUCGCCAUGGUCACUUGAAGAUUACAGAUUUCGGUUUCGCAAAAGAUGUACCUGAUAUCACUUGGACUCUGUGCGGAACUCCGGAUUACCUUGCUCCGGAAGUAGUCUCCUCAAAGGGAUACAACAAAUCAGUAGACUGGUGGUCCCUGGGAAUUCUCAUUUUCGAAAUGCUGUGCGGAUUCACUCCAUUCUGGGACAGCGGAUCCCCAGUAAAGAUCUACGAAAACAUUUUACGCGGCAAGGUCAAGUACCCACCAUAUCUGCAUGAUGAUGCCGUGGAUCUCCUCUCCCAGUUGAUCACAGCCGAUCUCACCAAGCGCUUGGGUAAUCUACACGGAGGACCAGAAGAUGUUAAGAGCCACGCCUGGUUCGCAGAGGUCACUUGGGACCGCCUGGAGCGCAAGGAUAUCGAUGCUCCCUAUAUUCCUCCUAUCCGCGGCGGACAAGGAGACGCAAGCCAAUACGACAAAUAUCCCGAAGAGACUGAGCACUAUGGCAUGGAGGGAGAAGAUGCAUAUGGCCAUCUCUUCCCCGACUUCUAA
Molecule: messenger RNA, 1293 nt
Organism: Penicillium angulare
Lineage: Eukaryota; Fungi; Ascomycota; Eurotiomycetes; Eurotiales; Aspergillaceae
Gene: pkaC
Product: cAMP-dependent protein kinase catalytic subunit pkaC
Exons: 4
Coding region: 1-1293 (430 amino acids)
Biological process (GO): peptidyl-serine phosphorylation
Cellular component (GO): cAMP-dependent protein kinase complex; nucleus
Molecular function (GO): ATP binding; cAMP-dependent protein kinase activity
Source: RefSeq, a predicted model, not a curated record